Molecule: messenger RNA, 1419 nt
Organism: Gavialis gangeticus (Gharial)
Lineage: Eukaryota; Metazoa; Chordata; Crocodylia; Gavialidae
Gene: RNF144A
Product: ring finger protein 144A
Exons: 7
Coding region: 8-886 (292 amino acids)
Biological process (GO): positive regulation of proteasomal ubiquitin-dependent protein catabolic process; protein polyubiquitination; ubiquitin-dependent protein catabolic process
Cellular component (GO): Golgi apparatus; cytoplasm; ubiquitin ligase complex
Molecular function (GO): zinc ion binding; ubiquitin protein ligase activity; ubiquitin conjugating enzyme binding
Source: RefSeq, a predicted model, not a curated record
CGCUGCAAUGACUACAGCAAGAUAUAGGCCUACCUGGGACUUGGUACUUGACCCUUUGGUGUCCUGUAAACUCUGUCUUGGCGAGUAUCCUGUGGAACAGAUGACGACAAUAGCGCAAUGCCAGUGCAUCUUCUGUACUCUGUGCCUGAAGCAGUAUGUAGAGCUUCUGAUCAGAGAAGGUCUGGAAACAGCAAUUAGUUGCCCAGAUGCUGCCUGCCCAAAGCGAGGUCAUCUACAAGAAAAUGAGAUUGAGUGUAUGGUUGCGUCAGAAAUCAUGCAAAGGUAUAAGAAGCUACAGUUUGAAAGAGAAGUGCUUUUGGACCCAUGUCGGACUUGGUGUCCCUCUUCUACAUGCCAGGCAGUUUGCCAACUACAAGAAUCGGGGCCUAAGAAUCCCCAGUUGGUCCAAUGCAAAGCUUGUGAUAUAGAAUUUUGCUCUGCUUGCAAAUCUAACUGGCAUCCAGGACAAGGCUGUCAGGAGAAUAUGCCAAUUUCCUUCCUUCCAGGAGAAACAAGUUCUGUUUUCAAAAUGGAAGAAGAUGAUGCUCCAAUCAAACGCUGUCCAAAGUGCAAAGUUUAUAUUGAGCGAGAUGAAGGUUGUGCCCAAAUGAUGUGUAAAAACUGCAAACAUGCCUUUUGCUGGUACUGUCUGGAAUCUCUUGACGAUGAUUUCCUCCUUAUACAUUAUGAUAAAGGACCUUGUCGAAACAAGUUAGGUCAUUCCAGGGCAUCUGUUAUUUGGCACAGAACACAGGUGGUGGGAAUCUUUGCAGGAUUUGGUCUACUGCUGUUGGUGGCCUCACCUUUCCUUUUACUUGCUACCCCAUUUGUUCUUUGCUGCAAGUGCAAGUGUAAUAAAGGAGAUGAUGACCCACUACCUACUUAGAUCAAGAGAAAAUGGGACUCAUGGCAGCACAUUUUUUGUUUCCCUGUUGCACUCUAUGUUGCUGUAGCCUUUCUUGCCCCAUCCUGCUUUUGAGUGACACAUGGAGUUGGCAACUCCAGGAACAGUUGUUACUACAGUUUCAUAGACCAAUUCAUAAUAGUUGAGGAGGAGAAUAGAAGGCAAGUUGGAUGUUUAGGGGAUGUCAACAACCAAGAUAGAUAUCUGAAAUUAAGAGAUGGAGAUAUUGGUUUCUUGUUACCCCAGCAAGUUACCAUGUGGGACUAGGAAUUGUGCUAAGUUACAUCAGCAAAAGAACCUGAAUUUUCCAUGCAAUUUUCACAUGUCCACAUGCUUUAAAAUGGUGUCUUAUUUCUACAUAUAUUUAUGUUGCCUAUCAUUUAAAUUGGGCAGUUCAUCUGACAUGUUUGUUAUGACCAUGUUUUUAUGAAUAUUGCCAUUGCAAAAUUCUGUGCUGGUGUAUAUUUUUCCAAGGAUAAUGAAAUCAGUAAGGUGCAUGUAGGCCAUCAUAUGCC